Molecule: messenger RNA, 1049 nt
Organism: Tuber melanosporum (Perigord truffle)
Lineage: Eukaryota; Fungi; Ascomycota; Pezizomycetes; Pezizales; Tuberaceae
Exons: 6
Coding region: 91-633 (180 amino acids)
Biological process (GO): intracellular protein transport; vesicle-mediated transport
Cellular component (GO): Golgi apparatus; cytoplasm
Molecular function (GO): GTP binding; GTPase activity
Source: RefSeq, a predicted model, not a curated record
GUCCAUUCACCACCAGUAUUCCCCACUUGAUUAUUCCUCUCGCUCCUUUCGCUCUCUAUUCACCUCGCAUAAAGACUAUCUAGAUACAACAUGGGAGCAUUUCAGAGUAUGUUUUCUAGGCUGUGGUCGAAGAAGGAGGUGCGAAUAUUGAUUCUUGGCUUGGACAACGCGGGAAAGACGACAUUAUUGUACCGGCUGAAGAUCGGUGAGGUUGUGACGACCGUCCCAACAAUCGGUUUCAACGUCGAGAGUGUCACAUAUAAGAACCUGAAUUUUAACGUUUGGGAUACAGGUGGUCAAACCUCCAUUCGGCCAUACUGGCGCUGCUACUACGCUAACACCGCGGCUGUUGUCUUUGUGGUUGAUGCAACCGAUCACGCUCGCUUGGAGACGGCAGCGGAGGAACUACAGGCCAUGCUGAACGAGGAUGAGCUACGGGAAGCAGCAUUGUUGGUGUUUGCGAAUAAGCAGGAUCAACCGGGCGUUUUAGGUGCCGCGGAUAUCAGCGAAGCGCUAAAGUUGCCCAGCUUGAAGGAGAGGAGUUGGAGUAUCUUCGGGUGUAGUGCUGUCACGGGUGAUGGCGUCAACGACGGCAUGGAUUGGCUAGUGAAAACGGUCCAGGAAGCACAGUAGCAACAUUUAUAAUCUCAAGAAGCGUACAUACCUUAAACAGAUAGCAGGGCAAGGAAAGGAAACGGGCGGAUUAUAUCACCUAAUAGCAUAUUUCGAUCAGCUUUCCUUCUUUCGGCUUAUAAGGGAUUUCUACUUGUAUCCAAGAAUGGGAGUUAAUUUUGUUUUCUUAUGCUUGAUUAUUUCGGAUGCGGGUGUUGGUCAAUUACUGUAUAAUGGAGAAUACGUAGGAUGGGGUUCGGGUAGGGUUUAUGCGAGCUUGAUGGAGCAAACAAAUACAAAUAGCCAACGGGCAACACUGGGGGGAUGGCGAUAGAAGUCUCUAGAGUUUAGACCCAGCUUGCUAAGGCCUAUCAUAUUUUGUUUUUUCGUACUGUUGAAAAGCAGGCAUGCCAAGGGCAAAAACAAGUGAGACACAA